ACCCUUGGUGUGUUCUGCACUGUCACAGUUUUGUCUGCAGUGUUCAUGGUCUGUUAAUCUGACUGCAUGUUACCAUCUGUGGUUCCAGACUAAAGACACUUACAUUACAAUACUUACAGUACAUGAGGUUGAGGUUUCACUGAAAGUGAAAUGACUGACACAGAGCAGUUUUCCAUUGGAUCUGGUGACACUUUUUUCCAAUAGUUGGGUAUAAUUACUGACCAUGCAGCGCGCAGGCAGCAGAGUGGUUGUUUAGUUAUUGAUGCUAAGCCUGAGGUUAGGGCACUGCAUAAAAAGAGGUUAAGUGGCCCUGAACAUACAGCUGGUAGUAAGAGACUGCAUGUGGCCCUCUGUCUCUCACUUUUCUGUUUUUAUCUCAGCCUGACAAGACAGCUGACACAUUCAUAUGAGUGUCUCUUCACUCUCCCUCUGUGGUCGCACACCUGAGGUGGAGCAGAUUGAGUUUCACUGACCUCCUACCUCUUCUUCUCAAACUCCAGCUGAUCAGUAUUUUGCUCCUCCUCUGUCUCAUCUCUACCUCCUCCCUCCCUCUCUGUAGCCUAUUUUGUGAACCAGAAAGGGGGCUGAUUGGGUUUCUCUCCUGUACAGACAGGCUUGUGUACGCCUGUCUCCCGCCAUGUGGCCUUCACUGUGGCGGGGUCAGGUUGCUUUGAACCAGAACAAUUCAGACCAUGGUCACACACGACAACAUGGUUCAAACCUGCUCCCUGGUAGCCAACAGCUCUUCUGACAAUAUUUCAUAAUUUGUUUUUACUUGAUUUAAAAGUAUUUGUGUGUCACUGGUGUGCUCAGAGACUGUCUGGGCUCAUGGGAACCUGACCAUUCUUCCCUGUGUGUGGAGACCCCACUGAGCGUCAUUAUCUGUCAUUUUCUCUGUGUGUGCAGCCUGCCUGUAUUUGAUAUCUGUUGCAUGAUUCCUUCUCUUAUUUUUAAUCGAAGCCCCCUUCUGUCUUCAUGUAUUUUCUUUCCAAGACAUCUUUGGGUUGACCUCCUGACCUUAACGUUUAUCAAAGACAUGUGUUAGACUUAAAUGAAAGGCCUACCUAUCCAUAAAUGUUUUUUAACAUUACGGGCUCCCGCAUGUAUAAAUGUGAAUUUUAAAAGACAGAAAUUCAAUCUACAUUUGAUCAGAUUACAAUUAAUCAAUGUGCCCUAUAGCUUUUUGGUCUUGUUGGAUGAUCUUCUAAAAAACAAUCAGAUCAGAAGGAAUUCUGAUACUUUCUCAGUUUCUUUCCAAGAUUUAUCUUUGCUGACAGGUGUAAUCAAUAUUUUAGAGGAAGGAUAUUGUAAUCCCAACAUAGACAUGGGCAUUACAAGAGGAAGAGUGAGGUGCCCAGACAAAUCUGAUCUACCAAAUCUUCAUUUGAGCUAUAACAAAGAGUUUUGUAUAUUUUGUAGGGCCAGAUGUUUUCAUAAACGCGAAUUAUUUCACAGAACCUGCAGGUUUAGUAGCUAGGUCUCCCGCCACUCAAGCUCCAGCGCAGUGCACAUUUCAUUUCCGACCCCUGCUUAGUUUUCCUGAAACAGGACGCCGGGGCUGAUGAAUAAAACAUCCUCUGUGUGCUGCUGGCUGAUCACCGGAGCCCUUUCAGCUGUAUAAGUGGUGAAAGGCGACAUAAUCUCCCCAGAACAAGAUCUGGACUGAGAUUGAGGAGCACACAGUAGAGAAAGACAGAGGGAGGACCACAACAACUUCUGGGAGCAAAAAUGUUAAAACCCCAGCAGCGCGGAGAGCUUCUCCUGCACGACUGCCCUCCGGUGUUUGGGAAGCCGUGGUACUGGCAGCGCAGCAGCAGCGCCAUGGAGAGCACGCGCAGCCUGGCGCAGGUUAUCAUGGAGAUGCGCGAGGACAUCCAGAAGCUGGAGGCCGAGAACCGCGAGCUGCGGGAAGACUCCAUGGGAGACUCCGGUCAGCGGGCAUAUGGGGCCAAGCAGGGGGAAGCCAGGCUGGGGUUUUCAGCAGCAGGGCAGCGGGUGGAGAACCCGUAUGUGAACCUGAGGCGCAAUGCGUCUGCGCCAGUUCUGGAGGGACAGUACAAAGAGAACACCGUCAUGACUGUCCGAAGGUACUCCAUCAGCUCCAACCUGUCUGGUGUGACCAUGACGGAGGGAAGGACUGACGGGGCACAGCCCAGUGACUCUGGAUGGGGAAGACUACAAGGAGAAAUCCAGCAUGGUAAUGGCAUCUUUGGUAACUCGGCGAUGGAAGAAGUGGGAAAAGCUACCAACAGACACUCCCUGCAGGAAUAUGUACACAAAAACAGGGCCAAGGUAAAAACUGUCACGUUUCUUCUACCUGUGGAUGACAUUUAUACAAACAGGCCAGUUCUGACCAAACAACAGGAGGAGCCAAAAUUCACCGAGCUGGCUCCCAUAACUGAGACAGAUUCCUGAGGGAAGCAGAGCUUUUUAAGACCUUGGAUAUGGACCAAUGUGCACCCAUGAACUGAGGUUAGCUUUUUCCUUUAGGUCAGUGUGGAUUGGGCUCUUAAUGAUUGAGCCAGCAGACCGAUUUUAUCACACCUGACCACACAAACAGAAGACUUUGGUUACAGGUGUUGUUUUCAUCCGGCCAUUGCAAUCCGGGCCGGGUUAACAGUGAUGAGACACGGGGCCCUCUGCGGCGAGGAUCCUAUGUCUGUACUGCUCACCUGACCGGGUGACGUUUCAAAGUGACACACCUGCAGGUGACGGGUCAUUUACGGACAGUUUUGGUCAGUGACUAAGGCUUUGUGAGCAACAUCAGACUCAUUAGUUAUUUACCUUUGUUUAUUUUCACAUAUGGGUUGUCAAUGGGUCACGUGUGUAUAAACAUGUGAUCUCUUUCUUAGCCGUGAUCCUCAAAACUGAAUUUUGUUUUGGUACAUGUAACACAGUAGUAUCUACUUUCAUGUAUGGAAAUCUCUUUGUAAAUAUAUCGUAUAUAGUUUGGCAUAUUAACAUGAACAUUUAGGCUAAGGCACCUUAUACAGUCAUAAUACUAUAAAUGUUAACAUGUGAUAUACGCAGUUCUGUUGAUUAUUUUUGGCACAUUUAUAAUUCAUUUAUAGUUACCAUUACAAUAUAACAUAAAACUGUAACAUGAAGUAUUUUUAA
Gymnodraco acuticeps is the source of this 3117-nucleotide messenger RNA. RefSeq lists its product as uncharacterized. The record is from RefSeq and is a predicted model, not a curated record. Lineage: Eukaryota; Metazoa; Chordata; Actinopteri; Perciformes; Bathydraconidae. The transcript is spliced from 3 exons. The coding region runs from base 1729 to 2415 and encodes 228 amino acids.